Molecule: messenger RNA, 573 nt
Organism: Prorocentrum cordatum
Lineage: Eukaryota; Dinophyceae; Prorocentrales; Prorocentraceae
Source: the annotation of a GenBank genome assembly
GCAGCACCGCCGGGGCCUGGGCGCCACGCGCCGCAGGCUGGGGAAGGCGCCUCGCCGGCCCCCGCGCUGACGCCAGCGCAACGGCUGGCACCGGCGCCGCGGCAGACGCCAGACCAGCAGCUAGACGACUUCUACCGGCGCUGUGUGAUGCAGCGAAUGGACGGGCACGUCGAGAUCUCGCUGGCGAAGCAGAGGAUGACAGACGAGCCCUUCGCCGUGUUCUGCGACUGGGCCAAGGCGAAUUUGCGACGAGUGUUGCGCAGACCGCCUCAAGAUCUGUCCUUCGACUUUGCCGAGAAUUGCAUAGGUAAUCGGGGCUGCGCGGCUUUGGCGUCGCUGCUGGACCAGUUGAGUAUGCCUGUGUAUCAGGUGAAGCUGUUCAAGAACCACGUGGGUGACGAGGGCGCGGGCCACAUCGCAGGGUUCCUCCUGACGAAUCGCAUGCACGAGCUGCACCUCAGCCACAACAGCAUCACUCCCAUUGGCGCGCAGAAGCUGCUCGGGACCACCCGCAGGAGGAAAAGGAGGGGAAGGAGAAGUUGGCUUGCAGAAUUUUCGAGCUAUCGAAUGUGA